AUGAGCAAUCCCUCCUCUGCCCCCGCGCAGACGAGUCACCUAAUUCGGGGUCUUGGAACUCCACCCUCUGCGACCUAUGAGAUCAGAAAACCAGAUGUAAUUGUCGGAUUAGACGCUCGUGGAUUCUUGUUUGGGCCUUCGCUGGCCCUUCGCCUGGGUGCUUCCUUUGUGCCCGUUAGAAAGCAGGGAAAGCUGCCUGGUCCUGUCGAGACCCAGGCUUACGAGAAGGAAUAUGGGACGGAUUACUUCCAAAUCCAAGCAGACGCGAUCAAACCCGGCCAGAAGGUCAUCGUGGUCGACGAUAUCAUUGCAACUGGUGGUUCGGCAAGCGCUGCUGGAAGCCUCGUACAAAAGCUUGGAGGCGAUCUACUUGGCUUCGUCUUCAUGCUUGAACUCGACUUCCUCAAGGGACGCGAGAAGCUCCCAGCCCCGGUUUACACACUUCUCUCCUCUCAACCAACAGCGAGCAAUUAA
Uncinocarpus reesii 1704 is the source of this 474-nucleotide messenger RNA. Its product is annotated as adenine phosphoribosyltransferase 1. Gene Ontology annotation, molecular function: AMP binding; adenine phosphoribosyltransferase activity; adenine binding. Lineage: Eukaryota; Fungi; Ascomycota; Eurotiomycetes; Onygenales; Onygenaceae. The record is from RefSeq and is a predicted model, not a curated record. Gene Ontology annotation, biological process: adenine salvage; AMP salvage. The coding region runs from base 1 to 474 and encodes 157 amino acids. The transcript has 3 exons. Gene Ontology annotation, cellular component: cytoplasm.